Molecule: messenger RNA, 2388 nt
Organism: Oryza sativa Japonica Group (Japanese rice)
Lineage: Eukaryota; Viridiplantae; Streptophyta; Magnoliopsida; Poales; Poaceae
Source: RefSeq, a predicted model, not a curated record
AUGGAGGAUUUUUAUGCCAACUUGAUUGACAAAUUGAUCAGCAUUGCAAUCUGCCGAGGAGUUGAACAUCUGAAUCUGGAAACAUACUUGUAUUCUGCUAAUGAUCAAAGACCUAGCCCAGCUCCGUACAAGUUUCCUUUAUCCUUGUUCGCUGAUGGUAAGGGAUUAUCUGUAACGAAACUCAUACUUGCCGAGUGCACCCUCAGUAUUCCUGUCGGCUUUGCUGGGUUCAAAUCUCUGGUUGAGCUAUCGUUUACUGAAAUGCAUAUUUCUGAAGACAUGAUUCAGACACUUAUUGAAAAUUGCCCAAAUCUGGAAUGCUUCCGUCUUAGACUUUGCAGUGGUGCUAGACAUCUCAAGAUUGCAUCGCCUCAUUUGCAGCUCAGAGAAAUCAUGAAUCCAGUAAUUCCAGAAGUUGUUCCCACGCCAUUUAAGAACCUCAAAAGUCUCACGCUGGGUGCGAUAAUGCACUGUAACGAUGACAUUGGUUGGCUUCUUACCAACGAGAAACGAGAACACCCAGGCGGCGUUCUGUGGGAGCCAUCAGACAACGCGCACCGUCAUCUGAGGCAGGUGAAGUUCUACCGCUUCAGGAUGAGACAGGCUGAUGUUGCGCUGGCAGGGUUGCUUCUGCUACGAAAGCAGCAUGGAAGCACAUUCGAAGAUAGGAUAAGCGAACUACCUGAUGACCUCUUGAUCACAAUUUUAGGUCACCUGGACACAAGAUCAUCAGCAGCAACAAGCGUGCUGUCAAGAAGGUGGCAACACUUGUGGAAGAGCGUCCCAAAGCUUCGAUUCUCACAGCAUGACAUAGUGCCACAAACAGAGCUAUCUCGUUUCUUGAGAGCCCACGAAUACGUUUUCUUCAAGCCGUCAUUGUGCUCAUGGAAGCGGCGGGUCCGAGUUAAUUUAGACCGUCGUAUCAGGCUUACUGACAUGUAUAGAACACGCAUAUUCUCUAGCUCAUUAACUGGCUUCCUACACAAAUCAAAUGCUGGCGACAAGAACAACACAAAAAUCUCGAGCCUUUUCUUGUCUUGCACCAUGGAGGAUCGUUAUGUCAACCUGGUUGACAAAUUGGUCAGCAUUGCAGUCUGCCGAGGAGUUGAAGAUCUGAAUCUGACAACGAGUUUUUAUUACGAUGGUCAAAGACGUAGCACCACUCCGUAUGAAUUCCCUUUAUCCUUGUUCACUGACGGCAAGGGAUUAUCUCUAACAGAACUAAAACUUUGCGAGUGCACCCUCAAUAUUCCCAUAGGACUCGAUGGGUUCAAAUCUUUGGUCAAGCUAUCAUUAACUCGAAUGCCUAUCUCUGAAGACAUGAUUCACACACUUUUUGAAAAUUGUCUGAAACUGGAGUGCUUUCACCUCAACCAUUGCUGGGGUGCUAACCAUCUUUUCGCCGGGCCGGGUGCUAACCAUCUCAAGAUUGCAUCACAUGAUUUGCAGCUCAGAGACAUUAUGGUAAACAGUUGCGAACAGAUCACACACAUGGAGCUUGUUGCACCUAAAUUGCAUCAGUUCAGAUACAGAGGUCCAUCCAUAUCAAUGAUGCUUGGCUCAGUGCCCUCCAUUGAGCAUGCCUGUCUACACUACGAAGAUAGCAGGGAUGGUGAAUCUGUCAAGUACAUUUUAGGAAAGUUGUCUCAAGACUUUCCCCUACUUACAAGCUUAAGCAUAGAUUUUGACACUUACGAGUUGAAGAAUCCAGUAAUUCCUGGAGGCCUUCCCACAGCAUUUAAGAACCUGAGAAGUCUCAUGCUGAGAGUGACAAUGCACUCUAACGACGACCUUGCUUGGGCAACUAUGCUGUUGGAGGUGGCACCUGCCCUCGAAAGUUUUCAGAUAGAACUCAUUUCCAACAAGAAACGAGAGCACCCAGGCGGCGUGCUGUGGGAGCCAUCAGACUUCGAGCACCAUCGUCUGAGGCAGGUGAAGUUCUACCGCUUCAGGAUGAGGCAGGGUGACGUUGCGUUGGCAGGGUUGCUUCUGGCGAGAGCCCCGUUGCUGCAGACCAUGUCGUUUUUCCGUGGAUUUGUUCAUAACCCUCCGAAUUGGAUCACUCAGUAUGUGGAAGCCUACCAUGACUGGAGCACCGGGCAGCAAUCUGCCAUCACUCGUCGGCUCGAAGCUUGCAACACUUUUGGUGCAAGAUUGGAAUUUCGGUCUUGAUAUUCUCGUAAUUAUUGGAUAGUUGUGGAUUGUUAGGUCGAGGUGUGCCAAUUAGUAUCAGAUUUAUGCUACCAUGCUGUCCAUCCGUUCAUAAGUUAACCUUUUUUCUUGUAGAAGAGAAGUUUUUUUUUUUUGAACAAUAGAAGAGAAGGACAUUAGUUGAUCAAAGGAAGGUGCUGUGCUAUGCUGGAGUAUAUUGAUAGUAUAAGAUUUUUA